Frieseomelitta varia is the source of this 5075-nucleotide messenger RNA. RefSeq names its product activated Cdc42 kinase-like. The record is from RefSeq and is a predicted model, not a curated record. The coding region runs from base 4 to 1482 and encodes 492 amino acids. The transcript has 2 exons. NCBI's taxonomy places the organism in Eukaryota, Metazoa, Arthropoda, Insecta, Hymenoptera, Apidae.
CGCAUGCUACGCUCCGGGCUGCCCGUGGUGAGGCCCAGGAUUCGCGGGAACAAGCACGCCACACUGGGCCAUCCGGUGUCGCAUCAGGAUGACCUGGUCGCCGAUCAUUUCCACUUCGACGCCUAUCACAGCGGUUCCAAAACACUGCCGAAAAUCAGGGCACCGCCGCCGCCACACGUGCCUCCGCCGUUGCUUCUUCAAUCACGUCACCUCGAAAGACACCACUCUGCCCAAGAGAUAGAGAACAAUCAGAAUCAGAGCAACGUGGACGAGAAUCCCAUACCGUUACCGCCCAGAGACAGGUCCAAGACGUUGCAGCCGAAGUCCAGCUUGCCCAGGCAUCAGAGGAAACACCCUCUGAUUAUACCAGGUGGCGGAGUAACCAGAACCUUGGCCAAAAUGGCGGUCACCACGCCGCCUAUCGAGGACCAGGUGGAUGGAAGUUUGCAGUGCACGAGCUCCUCCAUAGCCAGCAGCUUGUUGCACGAGGGUUACUCGUCGGAGAAUUCAGCCAACAGUCCAGAGGAAUUCGAGCAACGUAUCGAUUCCGAAUUAGCUGCGUUAGACUCGUUGCCGGCAGACGAGAACAGGCUGCACCGUUUCAGCGUGAUCUCCGAGGAUUUGCUCGAGUUCUCCGACAACUUGGCCGACUGCGACACCCCAGACUGCCGGCAGAACGCGCAGGAGAACAGCGACGUACAGUCGAGCGACUCCUCCAUCGAACGACUCCAGAGGAAGGUCAGCGUAGAGUCGAAAACGUCCGUCAGAAGCUCCGCUUCGAAGUAUGUCCAAGAGAACGAGACCGGCGAGGCGAGUAGAAAUUCAACGCCGUCGGAUUUGAACCUGAAGCCGGAAGAUUCGGUGGCCCAUGGGAAAGGCGAUCUCCACGGGUCUAACAAACUCCAAGCGGCCAAGAGAACUCCGUUGGUUCAGAGGCCCUCAAAUUACAUGAUGCAGUUCGAUUACGGGGAAUACUCGGAGAACAGCUUACAAUCGCGGUGCAAACUGCAACCAGAGAUGUCGAAAGAAUCCUCCGUUACUAACUCGAAUGACAGUUUUCACUCUGCAGGUCUGACGGACACCUACAACAGGUUGUCCAACGAGAAGCUACCGGGACACGCGAGCGACCUGUCGCGACAGUCCGAUCAUGUUUCCUGCGAGGAUCUGUUGGAGUUCGCCUGUGACGGGCCGAACGCGAGGAGGACCCGCGGACCUCGAAACGGAGAGCAGUCUGACGAGGUCAGGAUCAUGAUGAAGGUGCUCCACGAGCAGUCCACCCCGGAGUCGUGCAUAGCUGCGUUGAACGUUACUGACUGGGAUGUGCUGGCGGCGAUUAAGCUGGAGCGUCUUCAGGGGUUACUGAAAAAGGAGAACAACUUCGUUGGGCUGGAAGAUUGCAAGGUCAUGCUGAAUCAGUGUGGCGGUGACGUGGUGAAGGCGGCCGCAUUGUUGAGAAGCACCGACGAUACCGCUGCGGUUUAAUUGAGAUUUGUUUUCUGUUUUUUCUUUGACAAUCUCUGGAAAGUUGAGGCGUUUCAAUGGAACAUUGUACGCUUACGCGGGUGGGAUUAAGUUGAAAUAGCAUUUUCAAAUGUUGGAAUGCCCUUCCGUUUUUCAUGCCCGCGCGUAGGCGAACUCGUACGACGAUUUAUUUAUUACUUUAGAGUUAGAGUGAGAUUAUAGCGUUUGAAUGUAUCGUGACGUAGGGCAGGAUAGACGUUUUGGUAGAAUCCUUGCAAAGAAGUGGCAUACACGAUUGUCCAUCAGAAAAAGGAGAGAAGAAAUGACAAAUUAUUUUUACCACUGAUCGUAUUGAAACGAAUGUUCAAGACAAAUUGUGAGUUGUAAUUAGUUUCUUUGGUAAUUUAGUAAUAUCGUGCUGGAUGUGAGUUGUUACAAGGCUAAGUUGUUAAGUCUGGUGAAUCUGUCCGUUUGAAUGCUUCCUAAAAUUCUGUGCAAGGUAAUUGCAUUUUGUUUUGGACAUUUUAGUAGCUUCCAAAAGCUAAGCAUCUUUUUUUCUGAUGGACCAACGGGAUAAUAGCUUUUUCUUUUUUAUUUAAUUAAGCGAGAAAGAGAUACAUCACUUUCUUCCUCUUCUUCGUCUAAUACGAACGUAAUGUGAUAAUUUGCACAAUAAACGUAUCGCUGAUCAGGUUUUUUGUGAUCGGAUAAAUCGUAUGUAGCGGAAGCGUAACUGAAUAUAUGCGUACAUACAUAUAUUUUGCAGCUUCAAUUAGGCAAAUAUUAAGAGAAAGUAUUACGAAGCCUAUGACUAAGUAGCGAAUUAAUCCUUGCAUCGUGGUUACGAUGAUCAAAGACUCUCUAUAAAUUAUCUUUAUCCUUUGUUUGUUAUAUUUCUCUCUUUGUUAUUUAAGAAAUUGUGUAUUUUAUACGAGACAAUCGUUUGGUAUCGUCAUCAACACGAUCUGCAAAAACAAUUCGAAAACCAUUUUAUUUUCUUCACUGUUCGGAACACAAGAAGAUAAAAGGGGGAGGAAAAAAAAAAGAAAAAGAAAAGGAGAAGAGAAGGACGUUUUUACUUUCACGUUAGAAAAACGAGUUUCGAUUCCAAAGAUAAUAUUCACACGGUAUUAUUAUUUGGGUAUCACACGCACCGUAGAUUAGUGUUCGAUCGUAUUCAUCGUAUGCAUCGAAUGAUUUCUGUAAACCAAGUCGCUCCGAAUGAAAAGCGGUGAAACUAUUUUAUUUUAUAUUAAGCGCGAUAUUUGUAUCCGAUAAGCGAUAGAUCUUACAAUUAAACACGUCGUGUGCGCGUAAUUAACGCAAAAAUCAGCACAAAUGAUAGAGAGAAAGAGAGAGAGAGAGAGAGAGAGAGAGAGAGAGAGUGAGAGUGAGAAUGAGAAUGAGAGUGAGAGUGAAAGGUACAUGAGAGAGAACACCGUUUGUUAUAUCGAUAUUUUUACUCCAAUUCAAUAUCCAAAACCUUGGAUUGACAAUGAAAAACAUUUUGUAGUUCGUACUAGAAAGAGGGGAAUCUUUUUUUUUUUUUUGUAUUUUUUUGACCCGGUAGUAGGGUAUGAUAAGCACCAAAUAUGUAUGGAAUCUUUGUGUUCAAUAAGAUUGAUUUUUAUAUUUUGCUAGAUAGAUUUUGCUUUCGUGUUGUAACCUUGUUAUAAGUUUUGUAAAAGAUGUCUAAUUUAAUUUGUCUGGAGAGGGAAGAGAGGGGGAAAAGAGGAAAUUAUCAUUGGAAAAAAAAAAUUGAAUGAAAUUCAUCUUGUUAAUCAUAACGUUUGCUUGAUAAUCUCGACGAUAGAGAUCAGAGAUUCAUGGCUUUUGGCUCGAUAAGCUACUCUCUAGGUAGAACAAAUUUCAUUUUUUUUUUUCUCUCGUGUGCAACAUCUCCAAGAUCGUGCAAAUCUCAGUUCUCCAAUUUCUACAGCCAGGAGCUAGUUUCUAGCCUGGAUUUUGGAUUGCACGUUCUUCGUGAUGCAGGGUAUGUUUGAAAAUGUUCACAGACACACACACAUACACACAUACGUACAUACACAUACACACACAUAGUAGUUCGAUGAAUCGAGUAACAUAUCCGGUAAUAGAACUCGUUCGAACCACAGCAAAAUUGUAAAACACUUUGAUUGAGAAAUAUUUUUCCACGUGUCUGUGCGUUUUUUACGGGAACUUUUUCUACAAACCCUCUUCCUUUGGACAGUUUUGCUGUGGCCGAGGCGAGCUCGAGGAACAAAUUUGCUCACUGUAAUUCGCGUAGCUGACUAGUGACGCACGCGUCUGUAAUGUUUUAUUGCGGAUAUUAUGGAUAUUAGACGGGAAGGAAGAGAAACGAAUAGACUGUGUUUCAUGAAAUAGAUUGGAAGAUGAGCGAUUGGAGAUCCUUGCCGACCGUACUUUUGGUAUCCCUCAACGAAACCAAACAUAGGAGCUUACGGAAAUCAUCUAAGUAAUGAUUACUUAGUCCCUUUUUGUAUUAACAUUGAACAAUAAGGUUUUCGGUUCCUGAAUAAAAAUACACGCAUCUUGUAUUUUUUUUUUUCUUUUUUUUUUCUGCUGAACGACGUUUCACAUCGCGUGUUGGCUUCAAGAACAUUACCAGCGUUCCAUCGGUCCAUCAGGGGCUGAAAGAUUGAGAAAAUCAAAAUAUCAGGGCAUUAAAAUUGAGAAACCUUAGACGAUAAAGAUGCAUCGUUCAGGAUAGUCGGAAUAUUCUUAGGCUGUAGAUCAACGUGAAUCGACUCUUCUGACAUACAGCAUACGUUUUCCCCUUGAAUCAUUUAGUUGUAUAAAAAGUUGAUUAACAAACGAUCUUCCAUUCGUACUGUUUGAUCAAACUCUUCGAAUGCGUUUCAGUGUUCUGUAAAUAAGGUCUUGGUGCAGGAUCUUCUGCAAUUAUCACGGACUAUGUAUCGUAGCCAAGAAAUAGAAGGCAGGAGGUGGAAGGUUUCUUCUUCGUCUCUUGAGCUAACACGUCGAUCGAAACGAGGACCUAGAGAUAAACGAUAAAGUUUCAGUAUGAAGAGAUCGAUUAUUUUUGCGCAGGAAUCACAGUUAGAAUUAGAAGUUGAUUUUGAUAGAAGGUAUAAAUUCACCUCUUCAGUUUCUUUUUUUCUUUUUUUUUUUUUUGUUUUUGUUUUCCGAGCCAGCGUACUUAGUCGAUUCUCGACACGGAAGAAAGACUCGCGUGAUACCUUGAGGAUAUCUCGACAGGCAGAGCUUUUCGCAGGAUCUUCUCGAAUUUUACGCAAGAUCGUUUGCAAGCGAUAAGAAGAGCUCUACGCGCUAACGAGCACGCUUCCUUUGCGCGGAUGAACCUGGCGACCUCGUUCGCCGUGGCGGUAGGAUGGGGGAGGAGGGGAGGGGUUUAUAGGAAAACGAAGAUCGCCAAAAUUCGCGGCGGGGGGAGGGGGAGAGAAUCGACGCCCCUUGUGGCAAUAGCAGUAAGUUGAUCCUAAUAGCCUGUUUUUUUUAUACGCGACCUUGUACUACGAUAAGGCAAUACACGUUUGUACGUCUCUACAUGUAUGGAUUAUUAUCGCGCGGAAAACACGAGGACGUUUUAUAUCGACUGUAUUUACAAUAAUAUAUACACAUUCAUAAACGGA